Molecule: messenger RNA, 1732 nt
Organism: Coffea eugenioides
Lineage: Eukaryota; Viridiplantae; Streptophyta; Magnoliopsida; Gentianales; Rubiaceae
Product: WAT1-related protein At5g40240-like
Exons: 8
Coding region: 374-1498 (374 amino acids)
Cellular component (GO): plasma membrane
Molecular function (GO): transmembrane transporter activity
Source: RefSeq, a predicted model, not a curated record
CUAUGACAGCCGGAGCAUCAUUCGUCUUCACCAAAGAUCAGAAAAGAGAAAUUGGUCAUCGACCCAUCAUUGGGAACCCGAGGGAAGUUGAACUAGUCCUCCAUCAUUCAUCUUCAUCAACCUGCCUACCUCCUUUUCCUUGGUUCUAAUCAAUAUAUCAUUCAUCAUUUCCAAUCAUUCACCAUCAUCAGAAGCAUUAAACUCCACCAAUCAUCCAUUCCAUAAACUUUUCGGGCAAAGCAGAGCAAAAAGGAAGGGGGAACGCAUGAGGAGUUGAGACCACCGGAGUUGCUGCUGUAGAAGUCACUGGAAUGCCGCCGCCACCACCACCACCACAAUAUACCUGAGGAGGACGAGAAGGAAAGAAAGGAAGAUGGGCGACCGGAAAGGAGGAUUUUGGUAUAAAGAGCUAUUUCCGUUCACAGCCAUGGUUGCAACACAAUGCAUCAAUGUCGGUGUGAGCAUCAUCUUCAAAGCAGCCACAUUGAAGGGUUUGGACUUUCAUGUUUUCAUGCUAUAUUCCUAUUGCAUUUCAGCUCUUCUUUUCCUCCCUCUUUGCUGCUACUCCCACAGGAAAUCUCGGCUUCCUCCAUUAACUAUUGGUCUCCUUGGUAGAUUUCUCUUCCUCGGGUUUCUUGGCUUUUCCGGUCAAUAUCUUGGAUACAUCGGAAUCGAGUAUAGUAAUCCAACACUGGCUUCCGCCAUGACCAACCUUACCCCGGCUUCCACAUUUAUCUUGGCCGUCCUCUUCAGGAUGGAAAAGCUAGAAAUGAAGAGCUGGACCACCCAGGUUAAGAUAAUUGGGAGUGUAAUAACGAUUGCAGGUGCCCUGCUGGUGGUUCUGUACAAUGGCCCAGUGCUGAUAAGGAGCUCUACAUCUUCAGCUUCUGUUCUUGCACAACACCCAGCACUUGUUACCAUCACCGGCGGAACCAAACACUCGGAUUGGGUCAAAGGUGGUGCCCUUCUCGCUGUUGAAUAUGUAAUUGUCGGCUUAUGGUGUAUUUCUCAGGCCAAGGUUAUUGCAGAUUACCCAGCAGAGCUAGCUGUGGUCUUCUUCUACAACUUAUCAUGUGUGAUUCUAGCAGCUCCUGCUUGUUUAAUGGGGGUAACAAAUUCAAGUGCUUGGAAUAUACUAAAACCUGAUGUCCGGCUGUACUCAGUAGUGUAUUCGGGAGUAAUGGGAUCAGGCUUUGGUAUUCUUAUUCAAACAUGGGGCGUACAUAUAAAAGGACCUGUAUAUAUAGCUUCAUUUAUGCCAUUAUCAAUUGCCAUUGCUGCAAUUAUGGGCUUCAUUUUUCUUGGGGAUGACCUCUACCUUGGAAGUGUGAUCGGAUCCUUGAUCAUAUCUUUAGGGUUUUAUGCUCUAAUAUGGGCAAAAGCAAAAGAAGACUGUGAAAAAGGUAAUGAGUUUGGGGCAUCUUCCAGCCAAAAUGCUCCAUUACUAGGCCAAUACGAUGAAUCAACAAAUGAAGGACGUGCAUCUGCCAUUGCUUGAAUAAUAGAAAACGAUUACUUUCUCAACCACUCAUAAUUUUUACCUUGUUCAGAAAUUUGUAUUGUGUCGAUAAUGUUUCAAAAAUUUAAAAAUAUGGGAGGCAAAUAAUAUUUUUUAAAUUUCAGUGGUGCUAUGAGUAAUAAUGUAAAGAUUCUCAAGGGAGGCUUUUGAAAUUAUCCCUUUUCAAUGCUAGGGGCAUGACCCACGCUAGGAACGGCACCUUGUCUCCCUUUA